AUGGCUAAUACUUUGGAGGAACAACAAAGUUUACGCGAAUGCGAAAAUUAUAUUCAGGCGCAUGGUAUUCAACGUGUUCUUAAAGAUUGUAUCGUACAGCUUUGUGUUAGUCGUCCUGAAAAUCCUAUUCAGUUCCUGCGUCAAUAUUUCCAGAAAUUAGAAAAGGAACAAGUUAAACUUGAUGCUCACAAACAAGUUACCACUCCAGAUGACUUCGAAGAUCUCAGUCCAAUGCCACAAACGGCUGCUCCACCUGUACGACGACGUGGCGGUAUCUCAGCCGAACCGGUCACCGAAGAGGACGCCACAAGUUAUGUGAAGAAAGUUGUACCAAAGGAUUACAAAACCAUGGCCGCUUUAUCCAAGGCAAUUGCUAAAAAUGUGUUGUUCUCGCAUUUGGAUGAAAAUGAACGUUCGGACAUUUUCGAUGCUAUGUUUCCAGUUACACAUUUAAUGGGAGAGAAUAUAAUUCAGCAAGGCGAUGAAGGUGAUAACUUCUACGUUAUUGAUCAUGGAGAGGUUGAGGUAUUUGUUAACUCCGAAUUGGUGACUACAAUUGGCGAGGGUGGUAGUUUCGGUGAGUUGGCGCUAAUUUAUGGUACACCGCGUGCAGCCACUGUGCGAGCAAAAACCGAUGUCAAAUUAUGGGGUAUUGACCGCGAUUCUUACCGAAGAAUUUUGAUGGGUUCAACUAUACGUAAAAGGAAAAUGUACGAAGAAUUUUUGUCGCGUGUGUCAAUUUUGGAGAGUCUUGACAAAUGGGAACGUCUCACGGUAGCGGACGCAUUAGAACCUGUUUCUUUUGAAGAUGGCGAAACAAUUGUAAAACAAGGUGAACCGGGCGAUGAUUUCUACAUAAUUUUAGAUGGAACCGCUGUUGUGUUGCAACGACGAGCUGAGCAAGGAGAUGAGCCUGCCGAGGUGGGACGUUUAGGUCCCAGCGACUACUUUGGGGAAAUCGCUUUGCUGUUAGACCGUCCAAGAGCGGCUACUGUAGUGGCUAGAGGGCCGUUAAAAUGUGUUAAGCUUGACAGAGCGAGAUUUGAGCGUGUUUUGGGACUCUGCGCAGAUAUCUUGAAGCGUAAUAUCACGCAAUAUAACAGCUUUGUUUCACUAUCUGUUUAAAUGAGUCGCAAGUAAAAAUCCGAGAUUCUACAUCUGUUUACGAGAAACUUUUUGGAGUAAAAAAUUCACUUUGGAUUAUUGUGGGAUGGAAGGCAACAAAGCGAAUACUUAAUCAACGGAAUAGUAAAACAGCCAAAUCAAUAAAAUUUUAAACAUUACAGUUACAUAAAUUCAAGGACACGAAUCUAUAAUUCAAAAUAGAAAAAUAAACUACACAAAUUAAAUUUGAGGAAAUUCGAAUUAGUUACAUGGUUUAGUCAAAAUAUGUGCUGCCGCAGUAUUGAAACAAGAUAAUAAAAAAUGAAUGAGCUAAAUGUAUAAGUGUGUAUUUAAAAUUAAUUUCAUAUUUCAAACUGGCAACAAGAAAAGCCCACAGCAUUCUACGGAGUUUUAAAAUAUAUGUUCGCAUGGUCACCGGCGAGUCGAAUAAAAAUAUUGCCAAAUGAAAAUCGACGAAAACCUGUCAAUUUGAUAAAAAACUAUGAAGCUAUUAUCCGAAAUAAUUUUUAUGAAUUAACUUGUAAAUGAUAUUCUCUUUGAUAGAAUUGAAAAAUCCAUGACAGCUUCCUUUAUUUGCGAAUUGUAAUAUCGUUAAAUCACUCAAACAAAUAUAACUUUAAAUUUAUGUUUGCAAAUUUUUUUCACUAUUUAAGGCAGACCGGGGAUAAAAGAAACUCUAGAUAAACUCACUAAACUUUCGCUUUACCAACAUCGUUUGACUCGCAAGUGACAAUAUAGGCUAGAAUGCACAAUAACGAAUUGAUCUUCAUGGUUUUUUGAUAUGGCAAAAAAAAAAAAA
This is a messenger RNA of Ceratitis capitata (Mediterranean fruit fly), 1924 nucleotides long. It is a transcript of the gene Pka-R1, whose product is annotated as cAMP-dependent protein kinase type I regulatory subunit. NCBI's taxonomy places the organism in Eukaryota, Metazoa, Arthropoda, Insecta, Diptera, Tephritidae. The transcript has 6 exons. Gene Ontology annotation, cellular component: cAMP-dependent protein kinase complex. The record is from RefSeq and is a predicted model, not a curated record. Bases 1 to 1125 code for a protein of 374 amino acids. Gene Ontology annotation, molecular function: cAMP-dependent protein kinase regulator activity. Gene Ontology annotation, biological process: regulation of protein phosphorylation.